AUGUUGCCCCAGCUGGAGACCGAUUUCGACAUGGAAACGUCCUUCGGUUACGCCACGGACUGCCCUUCGCUGUCUUCGAGUUUUCUGUCCUCCGAUCAGUCCUCAGCUGGCUUUCAAGGUCCUCGUCGGGCCUCACUGGCAUCAUCCAGCAGUUCAAUGUCUCCGGAGGUCUUCUUCACCCCUUCAGCAAGGACUUCCAGUCCCACAACACCAAUGAUGUUUGAUCCAGGUCUGCACACUUCGUACCAGCAAUAUAUGAAGCCUGCUACCUACUUCCACAUGUCUCGCCCCAUAUUCCACUUGCAAGAUGAAGAACAUGAUCGUCAAAAUGAUAUGUGGAUGAGCAACGUAACUUCUGGAUACAGCCUUCCGCUGCUCACCGAGAUGCCCGAGACAUUGAUGGCGAUGCCGCAUCACUCCUUCAGUCAUGUGGGAACUGUUGGUCUCAGUGAAGCAGCCACAAACCCAGCAUUGACGGAUUCGAUCUUCAGUUCCCCGGACCAUAAGCCAAUACAAGCCACGGAGCAUGACCUGCUAACAUGGGGCUCAACGCACCUGCAGCCACCCGCGGAGACAGUCGAGCCUAGGGUCACCUUCCGCCCUGCUCUGCCGAGCUCACCAGCGUGCAAGUUCGAACCUUCCACCCCGCUCAAUGCCCAUAUCGCUUCGUCAGCUAGCGCUAUGACUAGCAGCCCGUUGUCAUUUGUCUCACCUAUGGUGGUGCCCUCACAGCGUGAUGCUGAUGAGCCCUCAUACGGCUCUUUCGAGCCAUCGCUGAGACUCUGUGAGGCGAGAAAGAAUCGAACCAAUCCCGACCGGCUGCACCGGCGGAGUUAUGAACGCAAACGUCUGUCAGGAGCGUCAUCAAAGCCCAAGCCAGCAACGAACAAGUCCGGCAUUAACUGUGAGCUGGUGAUCACCAAGAACGAGUUUGCCUGCGGCUAUCCAGGGUGUAUCGACAAAAGCACCGGCGAGGCGAAGCGGUUCAAGAGACAAGAACAUAAAAAGCGUCACGAGAAGACAGUCCAUGAGAAGGAGAAGCAUUCGGCGUACAGAUGUUGGGUCCCCGAGUGUAACAGGCCGUUCUCCAGAACGGACAACCUCAAAAGUCAUCUGAGAAAUACUCAUUCCAAGCGACCAGGAGUCCGCGGAAACCGAUACGUUGCCACUCUUGACAAGUCCAGCGAGUACUAUGAUCCAGAGUGGGUGGGUGAGUUGGACAAGGAGGGUUUCCCGGUGCUGUGA
This is a messenger RNA of Capronia coronata CBS 617.96, 1245 nucleotides long. RefSeq lists its product as uncharacterized. Lineage: Eukaryota; Fungi; Ascomycota; Eurotiomycetes; Chaetothyriales; Herpotrichiellaceae. The transcript has a single exon. The record is from RefSeq and is a predicted model, not a curated record. Bases 1 to 1245 code for a protein of 414 amino acids.